AACAUAAACAACUUUACAGUGUGUUUUACUCGGAUAGUUCACAGACUAAAUUACUAUAUCAAAGCAGUGCUAACUUGUUGUCUCGAUUGUCACUCAUACCUGUUUGGCGCAUCCCUUGUUACGAACACCCGACCUUUCCUUUACCAUCUUCCUGAUCAACAAAUCAUCGUUCUGCGGCUCUGAUUUUUAUUGAUUCAAAACAUACAGACGUCGUCAAAAAUUCUUUGAAGUCCCAUCCACAAAAACAUUUGUCGACACAGACAACCUCCGUUUAACUUCGUUUGUUGGCUAAUUUUAUACCCCUGUAUUAUAGAUCAUUAUGCCUUUUAAAAUCUCGGGCUUCUUGGCUGACCCCUUUGCCAUAUCUACCCUCAGUUUUGGCGUCAUAACCUGGAUCGUGGCCAUAGCCGGUGCUGCCAGUAGCGAUCAAAGCAAGUUCCCCAGAUUCACAUGGUGGGGUUUGGUAUAUCAAAUUCUUCUUAUCAUUGCCAUAUUGUUUUUGUAUUUAUUCAAUAUCAUUGAAUUGUACAAGUUCACAUUGGUGGGUUUAUUGUCGAUUGCGUUUGUGUACACGUCAAACUCCACCAACAACUUGAUCUACAACUCCACUUCUAGUGCUAACUUGUGUUGUGCCGCUGGUUGCAUGUUGUUGGCGAUGUUGAAUUUGACCCUCAUCAUAUACUUUGGAGGUCACCCAGAAAGUCCCACCAACCAAUUCAUCGACUCGUUCUCAUUGAAGCCUUCGCAUCACAACCAUUUGGAUGACAAGAACUUCAACGCCCAUAACUUGGACGAUGACAAUGAGGAAGAAUUCAAGAGAUACGCAAAUCCAUCCCAAGAUGCUGGUCACUUCCAAGACAAUAACUUGAGACAAAGUCAGUUGACCACGAAUAACAAGUCUUCCAAUACUCCAUACAUGUCAUCAUCUCAGUUGAAUGGAUUGGAAAACUUUUCGUCUUCUGACAUAAACAACAGAGACUUAACCAGCAACCAGAAACGGUCGACCAUUUACAACAAUGAACAGGCUGACAGCCAGCCGGUGAUGAACUUCCGGUACAAGGCCAAGGCCUUAUAUAGCUACGAUGCCAACCCCGAUGACAUCAACGAAAUCUCUUUUGUUAAGGAUGAGAUUUUGGAAGUUGAUGACAUUGACGGUAAAUGGUGGCAGGCCAAGAAGGCUAAUGGCCAAAUCGGCAUAUGUCCUUCCAACUACGUUAAGUUAUUGGAUUGAAGUUGUAUAGUAUGAAUUUAUAGUAAUGGAACAUUAGAGAUAUUGACCGAGACUCCGGCUGCAUUUAGAAUUUUUCCGAAGGGUAAUUGUAUGCGACCAAAGUGCGGUAGGCGUAAUACCGGAUCUGUUGACGGAAUUGGUAGCAUACAUCCGAGUCACCAACUACCAUCGACAAGGUACUGACUCAGAUCAUAGUAGAAAAUUGAUGCACCUUCGCAGUGGUGUCUAUGACUCCACUUUGUGCCCCUCGCGAUGAGGGUGAUGGACGCAACUCUGAAUUGAGCGUAUGCCAAUAACGGCCUUGCAGCCCUUUUAUCGAU
This is a messenger RNA of Yamadazyma tenuis ATCC 10573, 1551 nucleotides long. The record is from RefSeq and is a predicted model, not a curated record. NCBI's taxonomy places the organism in Eukaryota, Fungi, Ascomycota, Pichiomycetes, Serinales, Debaryomycetaceae.